CGGCGGGGCUCCGCGUUCCCGGAAGCGGCGGUGUCCGCCUCCCCGGGGGUCCCAGUAGCGUCGUCCCCGCGGGCGCGCGCCUGGACGUGGGGCUGCUGCCGCCGCGGGCGUCCCCGCGCGGGUGAGCGGGAGGGGGGACAAUGCCUAAAAAAAAGACGGGCGCCAGGAAGAAGGCAGAGAACCGCCGGGAACGCGAGAAGCAGCUGCGAGCAUCGAGAGGCACCAUAGAUUUAGCUAAACACCCUUGCAAUGCUUCAAUGGAAUGUGACAAGUGUCAGAGGCGGCAGAAGAACAGAGCAUUCUGCUAUUUUUGUAAUUCUGUCCAGAAGUUACCAAUUUGCGCACAGUGUGGGAAGACAAAGUGCAUGAUGAAGUCUUCAGACUGUGUCAUAAAGCACGCAGGUGUCUACAGCACUGGCCUUGCCAUGGUGGGCGCCAUCUGUGACUUCUGCGAAGCCUGGGUGUGCCACGGACGCAAGUGCCUGAGCACCCACGCAUGCGCGUGCCCGCUGACGGACGCCGAGUGCGUGGAGUGCGAGCGCCGCGUCUGGGACCACGGAGGCAGAAUAUUCAGUUGUUCUUUCUGCCACAACUUUCUCUGUGAAGAUGAUCAGUUUGAACAUCAAGCCAGCUGCCAGGUUUUAGAGGCGGAAACAUUUAAAUGUGUGUCCUGCAACCGGCUGGGCCAGCACUCCUGUCUCCGGUGUAAGGCAUGUUUCUGUGACGAUCAUACCAGGAGUAAGGUCUUUAAGCAAGAGAAAGGCAAACAGCCUCCCUGCCCCAAGUGCGGACACGAGACCCAGGAGACGAAGGACCUGAGCAUGUCGACCCGCUCCCUGAAGUUCGGUCGGCAGGCAGGAGGUGAAGAUGGAGAUGGAGCUGCUGGCUAUGAUGCCUACUGGAAGAGCCUCUCCGCCGAGAAGUACGGCGAUGCCAGCUACCAGGACGAGGAGGAGGAGGAGGAGGAGGACGAGGCAGAGGAUGAUGAAGAGGAAGAAGAUGAAGGGGCCAAGGAUUCCGAUGCCGAGUCAUCUGACUUGUUUACUAACUUGAAUCUAGGAAGGACCUACGCCAGCGGCUACGCUCACUACGAGGAGCACGGGGAUUAGGAGAGCCUGUGGCCCCCAUCUGCAAGCAGGAGCUGGCAUGCGCCAGUGAUGCGUGCGGGUGCUCCAGGAGCACCGUCACUGGCCAUGUGCCAUGCUGGUUGCUUUUAUGAGGCAUGGAGCAGGGCAUAGGAUUUCUUUUUAAUAGGAUCUGAUAAUCAGGCAUAAGAAAAUGAGUCUUAAAUAUAAGAUGUUUUUAAUCAAGCCGAGCAAUUGGAGCAUCAUGGAUUAGAUUUUUACCGACUGCAGUAGUCUAGUAAGUUUUGCCAGUUAGAUGUGUACACAGGAUAAAGGAAUAGGAUGGUAAUAUAUUUGUUUGACAUGAAAUGGCUAUAAUUAAGAAAUCUGCUUAUAAAUUCACUUUUGUCUGAUUUUUGUAAAAUGCCAUGGGUAAAAUGAAUUAUUGUAUUUUUUUCCUUGUUAUAGCCACAGGAAAAAAAGUGAAAUGUUAAUUGAAUUCUAAAUUUUCGUUAUUUUUGUUACCUCAAGUAGACCAGGAUGUGUAUGUUUCAGCAGUCCACUCUCCCUUGUCGCCUUUCACUGUGUGUGUCUUUACUAGUACUUUUCAAUGCCUAAAAAUAUACACAGAGGGGACUGCUCAGCCGUUUUUCAGUGACAAAGAGUCAGAAAUAGCAUUACUACCAGAUGCUUUACCUAGGAAAUCUCAUUUCUUUGUUCUUUUUGAAUAAAUCGAGUAUUUCACUUAA
Molecule: messenger RNA, 1813 nt
Organism: Sorex fumeus (smoky shrew)
Lineage: Eukaryota; Metazoa; Chordata; Mammalia; Eulipotyphla; Soricidae
Gene: NOAZFP
Product: zinc finger protein 330
Exons: 10
Coding region: 141-1109 (322 amino acids)
Cellular component (GO): nucleus
Molecular function (GO): zinc ion binding
Source: RefSeq, a predicted model, not a curated record